Molecule: messenger RNA, 4485 nt
Organism: Mercenaria mercenaria
Lineage: Eukaryota; Metazoa; Mollusca; Bivalvia; Venerida; Veneridae
Product: protein MCM10 homolog
Exons: 19
Coding region: 208-2739 (843 amino acids)
Biological process (GO): DNA replication initiation; DNA replication
Cellular component (GO): nucleus; replication fork protection complex
Molecular function (GO): single-stranded DNA binding; DNA replication origin binding
Source: RefSeq, a predicted model, not a curated record
UCGCCGUCAAGAUUUGCGGGAACAAAAAAAAAGCGCAAGAUUUACUUUAAUUAUUGCCCUAUAAUAAGAGAAAAAAGAGUAAACAUCAAGAUUAUAUAAAAGAAAAGGUGUACAAGUCUUUUCUGGAGAGAUGGUCUAUAUGCAGUUCUGUGGUAUAAAUUGUUGAUCAUUUUACUACGAAUUUCCGGACUAAGUAGAGAAAUCGAGAUGUCUGAUGAGUGUGAUCUAGAGGAACUGACUGCAUUUCUAGAAGCGUCAGAUGCUGAGGAAGGCACUGAGGAACAAGCUUGUACCAAAGAUGUUGUCGAGGACUUGGCAAAAUCUGCUCCAGCUGACAGCAUUAAAGGUGAACCUGCUGUGGACAGUAAAAAUGAUGUAGAUGAUGAAUGUGAUCUUGAUGAAAUAGAAGCUUUUCUGCAAGCCUCUGAUGAUGAUGAAGAAGAUUACGAUGAUGUUAAGAAUGAUGCAUUAGUAACCAAGAAAAACAAACCCAUUGAACCUGAGGAAGCUACUUCAAAUAUUGAAAGCAAAGAUGCUGCUGAAUAUAACCUUACAGAUAAUGAAAUGGAGUUUGAAGAUUUUGAGGAAGGGGACUUCAGAGAACUUGAAAGUAUGUUGGACUCACAGAAUGCAGGAACCAUUCAAACAAAAUCAGCAAACCGGUCUGCGUCUGCAGAUGACAUUGAGGCACAGUCUUGGGAUGAUGAAAAUGAAGAUGUGUCAGGGGAGGUAAACAGGGGAUCUGAUGGUGAAAAUGAUACAGAUAAGGAGGAAAGUGACAGUGAGUCCGAACUGAAGGCUCAUGAGCUUAUUGAAGCUGAGAUGGCUGCAAUGGCAAAAAGAAUGAAAGAAUUAAAAUCAAUGUUGAAACAGUCCAAAUCAAGUCCAGGCUCGUGCAAGAAAAAGCCAAAAUCCAGUUCUGAUUCAGUGGAGAAAAAAUCUAAGGCACAUUCGGAAAGGAAAUCAAAAACCAGUCCCCAUUCUGUGAAGAAACAUUCUAAAAGCAGCCUAGAUUCCAGUAAAAACCAGUCAAAAUCUGUUGCAGACUGUGAUAAAAACUCGAAAACUGCAGGGACGUCUAGUUUAGACUCUUUAAAGAAACAAAUAGAUAAACACAAAUCAUUCUCAGUCGAUAAGGGAAAGAAAAGUAGCAGUGAUAGACAUUUUAGUGACAUUGCAAGUGGAACAAUAGAAAAGACUAGUCCAUCUUCUAAAGUCAAAGACAGAGAGACCGUCAAACAGAAAACAGAAUCGAAGCAAAGAAGUAAAAUGGAACAAGGUAUGACUGGGAUGACGGGGCGGGAGAAUCAGGCAGAAAUUGCCAUCACAAUAAAUCAUCCGCAGCAACUUCUCAUGAUGGGAAUCUCAAAAGACCUGGGUCGAUGUCGGGGAACAACCAAGGCUGGCCAGCCAUGCUCAUCUUUUAUAAACAAGAAGCAAGGUGAAUUCUGUACCUACCAUGUUCAGUCGGCCUACAGGAAAUCCAGUUCUAAACGAACAGAACUUCAGGCAAGCACUGGUGUUACUCCAAAAGCAUUUUCUCAACAGAAAAAUAAGAAUGCUGGAUCAGGUUGCUUUUUCUAUGGAGGAAACACCUAUACAACACAAAGACCGCAAGCAAAGUCAUCAAAAGAUACAAUGACCUUGAAGAAAUUACAAUCAUUUGAUGCAAGGAAAGCCCCUGGGAAAAUAACAACAAUGUCACUGCAUGACCUUGAACCUAGUGAUGAGAAAAAGAUUGAUAAAUUACGAGAAAAAGACAAAGAUCUAUUGAAACUCUUGUCUGUUCCUUCAGCUGGAUCAAUGAACUUUGUGAAACAUCUAGUCAAGAAAGAUGCAAAUCCUACAGUAAAUAAAAUUGAAGACAGUGAAGUCUUAGCACCAUCUGUUUCUGCUAAAGAUCUUCUGAAGCAACAUUCAAAAACUUUAGUGCAGAAGAAAAAGCAAGUUGAACUAUUAUCAGGUACUCCUACUCUCGGUAAAGGUUUCAGCUCCGGACAAGAUAUCUCAUUAGAUGCUCCUAUUAAGAAAGGGAAAGGAUGUGCGUCUGCUGAACUUGCCAAGCAACUGGCCAUUGCAAAGGUAAAGUCUAAAGGUGGAAUAAACAAGGAGGAUCCAAAUGCUGUCAGGAAGAAAGUGACCUCUCCAGAAGCUAGAGAAAAGAUUCGAAAACGAGUAGCAGAAGACAUGGAUGAAGAUAACAGUGAGGAGCCAGGCAAUAAUGAGCCACCUAAGAAGAAAUCCAAAUUGCUCGGAGAUUUGGAUCUGAACUCACCAGAAGUACAGAAGCUUCUGAAGAAAAAAUCCAAACACAAAGGAGCGCUUGCAGAAGCUGAGGCAGAGCAUGAAGAUCGGUAUUUCUCGGCGCUGGAGAAGAAAGAACAAAUGGAGGAUAAAAUGGGGGCUAUUAUUGAAGUUCCUGUGAAGUUGUUUGUAUGUUUACAGUGCAAGUACAGGUAUUUUAGUGUACACGAGAGAUGCAAGAAGGAACAUCAUUCAAUCAAAGAAGUGAAAGGCGUUAAAAGAUUCUUCAAAUGUAAACAUUGUAAGAGACGUACAGUGAGCAUUGACAGAUUGCCAAAUAAGCCUUGCAAGGACUGUGGUGAAUCUAGCUGGGAAAGAGUGUCAAUGUUAAAGGAAAGAAGUGGGCCAAAACUUGAAUCAGAAGAAUUGUGCUUACGGGGAAAUGAACAGAAAUUCAUUGGAAGUUUGCAGGGAAAGGCUUCCUUCAGUGGCUGAAAUAUUUUGAGAUCAUUGGACUGGUUGUCAUAAUGAGAAAACUAUUACAGGAAGCCCACAAUCAGCACUUUUGACUCUAAUUCAUGAAAGUGUACGAUACUAAAAUGUUCGUGGAGAAGUUAGUGUCGAAAUAUGGCAUUGGAACAACGCGCUUGGAUUAACUGCAAUAACAUGUAAUAUAACAGAUAUGAUACAGAAUUAUAUGUGGCCAUCAAUCUAUAUGUGUAUCUAAGUUAUUUAUGGUUGCCAUUGGUUACCCAGUACUCAUAUUGCCGACGCCAUGAGAAAAUUGUUCGGUUUUUGUAGGAUAGUGCAAGAUACAGAAGACCAUCUAAAUUUCAGAUGCUGUCCUUGUUUUCAUUACAUACCAACUGUAAUGCACCUAUACAUGUGACUCUUAACCCGAAAGGGGAUGUUGGAAUUUUUAGUGUUGGAAAGCGGGACUAUAACUUGCAGCCCCAGGUGUUUUGUAGUCAGUAAUCUUACCAUGGGACCACCGAGUCAGCUCAAUAAACAUUGUCUGGUGUUGUAAAACUGAGUUUGGAAACCAGUCCGAAAACUUGCAUCUCUGAUUGGUUCAUCAUGGGUACAAUUUUUAAGGCUUGUCUCCAAAAUCAGAAUUAUAAUCUAGGAUUGAUAUGUCUUUCAGAUGAUAGAAAUGUAUGAAAAGAAAAUAAUUAAAUAUUAUAUUUGUAUCAAAGUGGUAGAAGUGACAAUAAGAUAAAUGCAUGAAUGAGUCAAUGUAACUAACUUCUGUCAAACAAAUGCUGUAGAGAUGGUAAAAUUUGCAGUGUUUUACUGUCAGCACAUUUUGAAUCUGUCAUUCGAGAUUUCCAGACACUGUUCAGUGAAUCCUACUGUCUUCAGUUUAACCAACAAGUGAAAUAAUUUGUUAAAAAAAUAGGCAAUUUUGAUUUUGUAAAUUUGGUAAUUUUCGCAAGGGAUUUAUUUUCAUUAUAUUCUCGAAAAUAAAAACUGCCAAUAGUGUUACUAUUGCAAGUAGCCCUAUAUUCUCAAAACUUGCGUUCUUAAAAAUGUCUGAUUUUACAGUUUUCUUACAUGUGGGGGGAUGAAAUUACAUGAUUGUGACUAUUUGCUUGGUGACUUUUAUUGUAAAAUAUGUCUAAAUGGAGUAUUUAUACGUUGUAAAACAUGAUAAAUGAUACAUAGAUUUUUAAGAAUGUUCAGCUUGUUUGAUUGAUUUACUAGGAUAUUUUUAACAAAAGAUGGACAUGUAUAUAUCACCAUCUUAUUUCUUUCUUUAAAUUUGUGUUGUGUUAUUGAAAUUGAAUAAAUCACAUAAUUAUGUCCUAUAUCCAGUAAAAUGUCUUGAUUGGACAGUAAUUUAAACCACUAGGUUAAGGUUGCUACACACUCAGAUGAGGUCUUGUUCUCUUGACACUUUCAAGGUCAGAGACCACCAAUUCUAAAACGUACAGGGAACUUACUGAGAAUAAGGUGAUCAUGUACGUGGGAAUACGGUAGCGUUUGUUUGUUCUGAUUGGUCAGUAAUGUAAACAACCCCAAGAAGUGAUUAUUUUUUUCAAAAUUGAAAUUUUUUACUGCAUUUACAGUUUAUUAUUAUACAUUUUGACAAUAUUUGUACAUUUUAUGUGUAUUGAAAGAAAGUUUUAUCACAAAUUUUUCCUGCCAUGCCUUUCCCGCCAUGCCAACGGUGUAAACGGGGUCAUCCCAUUCACAUGAAAAUUAGUCAAAUAAAGUAUCACUAUUCAUAAUGUUUUUUGU